Messenger RNA from Kogia breviceps (pygmy sperm whale), 3149 nucleotides. NCBI's taxonomy places the organism in Eukaryota, Metazoa, Chordata, Mammalia, Artiodactyla, Physeteridae. The record is from RefSeq and is a predicted model, not a curated record.
GGGAAUUCUGCCUGCCCAUUCUCCUUAGGAAGAACAAAAGAUUACUACUUUUCUUUUAAUUGCCAUUGUGUUUGGAGAAGUAAGACAAAAAGGGAAUAGCUAGCUGCCUGUCACAUAUGCUUAUGACAUGGGGCUUAUCUACUCAUUUACCUUUGCACUGCUAUUGGCUACUAUUCAGCUUUAGAAAAAUCAGAAGUAUAUAUUACAAAGCAUUCAAAGGCAAGUGAGAAUUCAAAGGCUCAGAGCAGAGCUAGAGAGCUUUUCACAGAGACACCAUUUAGGAGAGAUAGAGGAUAUCGUCAAGUCCUAGAAGGGUUCUACCAUUUCCUUCUCCAUCCUAAAGAGACUUGAAAAUUAAUGGGUAACAUUUUACAUGAAAUUACGGGAUGCUUUUCUUCUUAUCUCUGAGGCCUUCUGUGGAGAAUUAAGAGGAGGUUGAAUGCACGCAUGGAUAAAAUGGAUAAUCUUAAAGGAUUGAAGUUCCAGAAAUACAUCAGCAGGACUGGACAGGUUUGACAUAAUGAGAUUUCUAUUUUAGCUUGACUUCUGGAACUCCGAAUAAACUAUAAACUGAGCUACACAAGGUCCCGGGGAGGAAGUUUCUCUUCUAAAAUAUUCUAGCUGCAGAUAACAUUUUUCUUAUUCAGAUCCUUUGAAGAAAUUAUUUACUCAUCCAUUUUCUGAGGAAUACAACUAUUAGACACUUACCGACUUUUAAUAUAUGAAGUGGAAUAGAAAGCAGCAACUUGUAUCAUACUGGAAAAUAAAUUUUCAUCAAGAAACAGACCCAGAAAGAGAAGACAUCUCUACAUAAGCACAGGGUGAGAUGGCAGAGGCUCCUGUGGAUGCCUCAACUCUGCCCGUAACUGUGAAGAAAAAGAAAAGUCUAUCCAUUGAAGAAAAGAUCGACAUCAUAAAUGCAGUAGAAAGUGGUAAGAAAAAAGCAGAGAUUGCAGCUGAAUAUGGAAUAAAGAAAAAUUCAUUGUCUUCUAUUAUGAAGAAUAAAGACAAGGUUCUAGAAGCCUUUGAAUCUCUGAGAUUUGAUCCAAAGAGAAAAAGACUGAGAACUGCUUUUUACACAGAUCUGGAAGAGGCACUAAUGAGGUGGUAUCGAAUCGCCCAGUGUCUGAAUGUACCAGUUAAUGGUCCAAUGUUGCGUCUAAAAGCUAAUGAUUUUGCCCAGAAACUGGGACAUAAUGAUUUUAAGUGCAGCAAUGGUUGGCUGGAUCGCUUUAAAUCCAGGUAUGGUUUAGUAUUCAGAGCUCAACCUGUAGAAGCUACAGGUGUAUCAGUAGACCCUUCAGAUGUCUGGCACCAAAACAUACUUCCUUAUUAUUUAAAUGAUUAUCAUCCUAAAAAUGUUUUUAAUGUAAAAGAGACUGGGCUGCUCUAUCGAAUGUUGCCUACAAAUACAUUUGCAUUUAAAGGAGAAACUUGCUCAAUUGGCAAGUUAUGCAAAGACAGAAUAACUCUGGUGGUUGGGACAAACAUGGACGGCUCAGAGAAACUUCCUUUGCUUAUAAUUGGAAAGAACAGAAAUCCACAUUGUUUCAAAGGCAUAAAAUCAUUGCCUGUGUAUUAUGAAGCUAACAAAAUGGCACGGAUGACCUCAGUUGUAUUUGAACAAUGGAUGCGGAAGCUUGAUGAGAAAUUUCAAGCCCAGCAAAGAAGAGUGGUGAUUUUUGUUGAAUCGUUUCCUGCACAUCCAGAGGUAAAAAACCUAAAAUCCAUUGAGUUAGCGUUCUUUCCAUCAUGUUUAUCUUCCAAACUUAUAGCCAUGAAACAAGGUGUUAUUAAAAGCCUUAAAAUCAAAUAUCGACAUUGUCUCAUUAAGAAGUUUUUAAGCUCUGUUGAAGGCAGCAAAGAAUUUAUGUUUUCCCUGCUAGAUGCAGUUGAUACAUUGCAUCUCUGUUGGAGGGCUGUCACCCCAGAGACUAUUGUUAAGAGCUAUGAAGAGGCAGGAUUCAAAUCUCAAAAGGGAGAAAGUGGCAAGACAAAUGCAGAGACGGACACUGGUCUUGAUUUGGUUGUCCAUGCCCAGGCGGCAGGAGUGGAAUUUCCUGAAGGUUUAUCCAUAGAAGAGUAUGCUGCCCUGGAUGAUGAUUUAGAGACAUGUGAAGCAGCACCAAGUGGUGAUGCUGUAUGGACCAAAGAAAGUAAAUCAGAUGAAACUGGAUUUUAUACUUCUGACGAAGAGGAUGAUGGUGGAUCUCUGGGAACCGAACUCCCUUUACCAUCAAAAAACGUGGCAAUGACCGCUUUAGAUACGCUGAAAAGUUUUCUUAGAAGUCAAGAUAUGAAUGAUGAGCUUCAUAAUUCUUUAGCAGACCUUGAAAUUUUUAUUAACUCUUUAUCAUCUAAGUAAUUAUUUAUUGUUAACAUCUGAAGAUAAUAGCUUUUUGUAAUACAUUUUACUAUUUAAGGUAUGUAAAAGGAAAAUACUACUUAAACCUAAAAAAUGAAAAACUAGUAAUCUUUGGUUUAAUCGCAAAUGUCUUUAGUCUGAAGAGCAAAGUUCCCUAGGUAUAUUAAAUAAUGAGUUAGUAAAUGAAAAAUAUGAAUUUCAAUUUAGUAAGGUUUGGGGGAGCAGAAAAUGAAUUCCAGAGGCCUUGUACUUGAAACAUAUGGCAUAUAUGUCAAAAAUAAAAAGAACUCUCCAGCCAUUUGAUUCAUACAGGUUGAAUUGGUGAUUGCUAUUUUCUGGUUUUUUUUAAGUUCAGAUCAUGUUCUAGGAUAUUUUAAUUUAUCUACCUCAUCUAAGAAACAAAAUAUCUAUCGGUUAGAUAUUUAGUUUUAUAAACAUAUCUAUUCUAACUAGACUUAAGUAUCGAGUGUUAAUUUUAAAUUAUUUUUCUCAUAACUAGCUAAUCGUCCUAAUAAAAACUGAAAAAUUACUGAAAAUAAAAUCUGACCCAAUUAUAUACCGAUAUGAUUAAAAAUGUGUCUAACUUUCAAGUUAUUUCUAUAUAAGAUCAAAUAAAAGACUAUGACCUUAUCAGAUUUUUUUAAUCAUCUAUAACCAGAAGGUGAUAUGGAUUCUUCCUAAAUAUUUGUAUGUAUAUGUGUGUGUUUAAAUAGAAAAGUACAUUAUUGAAACGUAUUAAACUCUUAUGAUAUUUAUAUUUUAAUAAGAUUACUCUUAAAAAGUA